CGUAAUAAUCAGUCAGAUUUUGAACUUCGUUUUAAUUUGAUUGUUCACUUUUUAAAACGGUAGUUGUGUCUUGUCCGCGCUUUUCAAAUAGUUGUUAACGAGCUUUUAAAGAAAGAUCUUUGUUUUUAAAUAUUGUCUAAAAUUAUGAGUGUUUCUAAUAUUUUCCUGUUAGAUAUCGAGUUAAGCUCUGUAACCGUAACAAUCGUCAAUGAUAAAACAACAGCUGAAAAAAUAAAUGUACCGGUAAACGAUGAAGAAGACGUUAUUAUUGGACGAUUUAGAAAAAUCAGUUCGGCGAAAUCUAUGGCCGCUACGAAUGGUAACAUACAAUAUCCAUCUGAAAUUAUAAGAAACGAAACUGAUCCGGAGGCUGGGCUUCAGUUUAAGGCUAAGGAUGGGGAGAGAGAAAAACUGCUAGUUGAACCUGUGACCAACGGAUCGUUAGUGCGCCCGAAGUCUCCCAUACCAAAGAGUAGCUUCAGAGAUAUUGAAAAACCUUCUCGGUUCAAAGAUCAGCCAUCAACCACAAGGUUUCAGAUGGAAGAUAGACAAGACGAAGGAACGGAAAGUGACGGCUCCGGUAUGGAAAGUGAUGACCCCCUCACAGCAACGGACACGAAAUACGGCAAGAGUUUCAGACAUUUCACGCGGGAGGCGUUACCUCGCCUGGAUAACUACAGGAACGUGCUGUCCCUGCACGCAGCGCCCCGACCGACCUUAGACGAAUUACACAAUGCAUCGCUUUCAAGAAAGCCAGGGCAAACACUAGAAAAGGAACAUGGCGCGCCCGCGAUGCCGUCGCCUAACGUGAAGUUUGGUUGGAUAAAGGGCGUACUUAUGAGAUGCCUCCUCAAUAUUUGGGGUGUUAUGCUCUUCUUGCGACUGUCCUGGGUUGUCGGACAAGCUGGAAUAGCGCAGGCAUCGCUUUUAAUUGUGACAACAUCCGUCGUGACAACUAUCACAGCGCUGUCAAUGUCCGCCAUAAGUACUAAUGGCGUCAUCAAAGGAGGUGGUACAUACUAUAUGAUAUCGAGAUCUCUUGGGCCGGAGUUUGGAGGUUCAAUAGGCCUCAUCUUCUCGAUGGCGAACGCCGUAGCUUGCGCGAUGUACGUCGUAGGCUUCGGAGAAUCACUCAUCACGCUCAUACCAGAGUCAGCGUACAUGGUCAGCAAGAGUUGGGACCAAGCAAUCUAUGGUUGCAUAACCAUAGUACUACUGACCGGUAUCGUAAUAGUGGGGAUGGAGUGGGAAGCGAAAGCUCAGAUAGUACUGCUGGUGAUCUUACUGGCUGCUAUCGCAGACUUCUGCAUCGGCACCAUCAUCGGCCCCAAGUCGGAUAUUGAGGUCGCACAGGGCUUUGUUGGGUAUAAUAUGACGAUUCUUAAACGUAAUCUCGGACCCGACUACAGAUCCUUUGAGGGCGUCGAACACAAUUUCUUUUCCGUAUUUUCAAUAUUCUUCCCCGCCGCGACUGGCAUAUUGGCUGGCGCGAACAUAUCUGGAGAUUUGAAGGAUCCUCAAAAAUCGAUUCCAAAAGGAACUCUUCUUGCGAUUCUUCUGACUACGAUAUCGUAUUUAUUAAUCGCUCUCCUCGCUGGAUGGACUGUGUUAAGAGAUGCUUCGGGUGACUUAGCGGAUGUGGCCGGAUGGACCAUGGACCAGUGCAAAGCCAACGGCACCUGUGGCUAUGGGUUGCACAACAGCAACGACGUAAUUCGCCUCGUGUCGGGUUUUGGUCCUCUGAUAUAUGGCGGCUGUUUUGCUGCUACACUUUCUUCAGCAUUGGCUUCCUUAGUGUCAGCACCAAAAGUGUUUCAGGCUCUAUGUCAAGACAAAUUAUACCCAUGUUUGGACUUCUUCGCUAAAGGCUACGGACCAAACAACGAGCCCGUCCGCGGCUACGCGCUUACUUUCGUCAUAGCUGUCAGCUUUAUACUUAUGGGUGGACUGAACCAGAUAGCGCCACUAAUCUCCAACUUCUUCCUGGCUGCGUACGCGCUCAUCAACUUCGCCACCUUCCACGCGAGCCUCGCCCGCCCCGUUGGUUGGAGACCUACUUUCAGACUGUACAACAUGUGGCUGUCGCUGCUGGGCGCGCUGGUGUGCGUGGCGAUAAUGUUCGUGGUGUCGUGGGCCACGGCGCUGCUGACGCUGGCCGGCCUGCUGGCGCUCUACCUGCUCGUGUCGUACCGCGGGCCCGAUGUGAACUGGGGCUCGACGACACAGGCGCAGACGUACAAGUCUGCGCUAGCUGGCGUGCAGCAACUCAACAGGGUUACCGAGCAUGUCAAGAACUAUAGGCCACAGAUACUAGUGCUGACUGGUUUUCCCGCCGAGAGACCGAUGCUGACCGAUUUCGCUUACCUCCUCACCAAGGGCCUAUCUCUCAUGCUAUGUGGACAUAUUAUGCAGCGCGCGCCCAGCCACCGCACGCGCGAGGCGCUGUCGAGCCGCGCGGCGCAGUGGCUGUGCCGGCGCCGCGUCAAGGCCUUCUACUCGCUCGUGGACGACGCCAGCUUCAAGGACGGCGCCAGCGCUCUCAUACAGGCGAGCGGCGUCGGUAAAUUGAAGCCUAACAUUCUGAUGAUGGGGUUCAAGGAGGACUGGAGAACGUGUGAUCGGUCGGAGCUGGCGGACUACGUGGAGGUAAUGCACAAGGCGCUGGACGUGCACAUGGCGCUGGCGCUGCUGCGCGUGGAGGGCGGGCUGUACUGCGGCGACGCGCUGGACGACGACCUGCACGCCUGCCUGCGUGCGGGCGCGCCCGGGCCGGCUGGUUCAAUGGGUGAUAGUAUCAAAAUGUCGAAAUCUACGGAGAGCUUGAACUCACAGUCUAGGGAUAGCAGUAUGUCGGACGUGUCCAUCAUGUCCGGUGAGCUGACAGGCGUGUCUCCGGACCCCGGAGCCGUGAGGACGCGUAAGAAUAAGGCGAGUGGUCCUCGCAGGCGGCUGGGCGAGGCGGUGCGGCGGCUGGGCGCGGCGCGCGCGCGGCGGGCGUCGUCGCUCACGUCGGUGGAGCGGUUCACGCGCCGCCGCGCCGGCACCGUCGACGUGUGGUGGCUGUACGACGACGGCGGUCUGACGCUGCUGCUGCCGUACAUCCUGUCGACGCGUCGCGCGUGGUCGUCAUGUCCGCUGCGAGUGUUCACGCUGGCCAACCGACACACUGAGCUCGAGAUCGAGGAGCGGAAUAUGGCAUCUCUACUGUCGAAGUUCCGCAUAGAUUAUUCAGCUUUGAAGAUGAUAUCGGACGUCACAAAGAAACCAAAAGAUUCCACGUUAGCGUAUUUCGAGGACUUGAUCGCCCCCUUCCGGGCGUCGGAUGACACAAAUGACAAUAUGAGCAUCACGGAGGCGGACGUGUUGGCGGCGCGCACGCGCACGCACCGCUACCUGCGCGUGCGCGAGCUGAUCGGCGAGCACUCGGCCAGCGCGCGCCUGGUGUGCGUGACGCAGCCCAUGCCGCGGCGCCGCGGCCUGCCGCCCGCGCUGUACGCGGCCUGGCUGUCCGCGCUGGCCACGGCCGCGCCGCGCGUGCUGCUCGUGCGCGGAAACCACGCCGCCGUGCUCACCUUCUACUCGUAGUCGUGCCCGACCGGAGCGCUAGGGGUGGGGCCUAGUUAUCUUAUUAUUAUUUUUAUUAAUAUUAAACGGAAACUCCAAUGACACCUAUUUAUUUACAUUGCGUGAAUAAAUAUUAGAUAUAUUAUAAAUCAGUAAAUAAAAGUAAACUAAACGACAUUUUACGAAAUAAGAUGGAUUAAAUAAACUAUAGUCGUCUAAUUAUCACUUUUGAAAAAACAAAUUAAACGUGACCCUACAAUAAGUAUUUAAACUAUAAAAAUGAAGAAGUCAGCACCGACCGCGAUCGUAUUGAUGCUGAUACGCGAAUAAUUAAAAAUAUUUUACUUAAAUGGCAACAUUGAUACACAUCUAAAAAAAUCAAGAUGGAAUAAAAACAUUAUAUUAUUAAUAGUAUUAACACUUAUAUAUUAUUAAUAUUCACUUCGCGCGAUGGUCAAGAUAGUGAUUUACUUAUUUUAAAAUAAUAAACACAACACUUACUAAUUUGUACUAAAUGUUUGUAUAACAGCAUUAAAUUUUACACAAGUUACCAGUGACAAUUAAAAAUAGACAGUAGAUAUAGAAAUGUAUAUAUUUGUAUGUUGAAAUCAACUUUUUACAGUAUGAUAUAAUAAACAUGUGACCCUGUUAGAUUUAUUUUAUAUAAAUUAUAUAUAACCAUGUAGUCAAAUGCAAAAGUGUGUUUAUGAAAAUGGAAACGAGACAGUUAAAAAUGAUUAACAUUAUUGACCAUAAUUAAACCUUUUAUAACAUUCUAUAAGUCGAUUACGACGUAAUAUUACUUGUAUAUAAUGAUAGUUCGAUUAUAUAUGAGUAAUACUUUCUUUCAUUUUUGACACAAUAGUUAGCAACAUAUAUGUAUAUUUAGUAACAAACUUUGUAUGUAAUGUACAUUACUUGUAAUGUUCCUUUAUUAUUAAUUUAUUGUUAUAAUAGUGAUGUAAUGUAUAAUAAUUUAUGUUUUCCCUCAAUAAUUCACUUUUGCGUGACUGAGCCGACAUUCCGUUAGCCUGAAAGUACAAAUUAAUAUGUAUGCUGUAUAUUGGACACGCUAUAUACAUUCAUCACGCUAUUGUCAUCUUUAUGUGAAAUGAAUAAGAUUGACAAUUUGAUGUAUUUUUUAAGAUUCUUCCUAGCUGUUUUCCUUUAUGAGGUGUUUUAAAGUUGGUGCCUAGAGUAAAGAAAGACUUAAAUGAAAUUUGAUAAAAUACUUUCGGAUUAGCUGAGUAUAUAAAAUUACUAAAUGUUUGAAUCUUUUGAAAAUUUUCAACAUAUUGCUAUUGCAAUUUUUAAGAAUUUGACUAAGUCUACACUUUUAUAUGAAUCGUUACAUAUUUUUGCUAUAUAAUAUAUAUUAUAUAUGUAGUUUUCAAUUUUGAUAGACAUAAUUUGUUGGAAUAUUUUUUGUGUCGAUUAUAUCAUAGCGUUACAAAUAUUUUCGAACUAUGAACAGCGAAUAGGCUAGAAGUAGAAUUAUUUUCUAUAAUAAUAGUAAAACUAAACACGUAUUGUUCUUUUUUAAUCACUAAUUUUUAAUAUUGCUUGGAUGUCAUUUCUAUUUAAAUGAUAAAUCGUACUUCCAAGUUAUCAAUUUUGUUUAUUUUUUUAUUAUAGAAGGUAUUCCAUUUCUACACCUUCUAUUACGUAAUGUCUUGAGGAGUUAUUUCUGUUAUAGGAAAGUUUCGUAUUUAUAUUAUUUACGCAUAUAAUGGUAAAUAAUGUAUUUUUAUUUCAUACAAUAUUUAGAUGUUCGCAUAUUUUAUUUGGACCAUAUCGAGUUAUAAUUGUAUAGUGUAAUCAUGAUGCAAUUCAAAAUCGUUCAAUAAUUCGCUCAGCAUUGUAUUGAUAUAAAAAGUAUUCCAUUUUUGUGGUGUUCGAUAAUAAGAAUUGGAAAUGUUUGUGUGUGUGUGAAUGUGUGACUUAUUAUUUUGGUUUAAUUAAUUUUUAUUCACAAAAGCAUUACUCAUAUCGUAAGAAAAAAAAAGUUUCUAUAGAUUUAACGUAUUUUAAUUUCAGUGGUAUUUUAAAUUAACCGUUAUUUUUGUGAAAGUUUUAGUAUCAUUUAUUAACGACGAAUGAAUACGUUAGUCUAUGGAUGCUUUAUGAAAUUUUAGCACUAUUGUUGUCCAUUUAAAUGUUAACCAAUUAAAUUACAUACUACUGACAUAGUGUGAAAUGUUUAACAUUUUAAUAGUGUGUAAUGUCGCUGAUUAAUUAAGUAGUUAGAUUUAAUCAAUUAUUAAUUAACAUUAAUUUAUUUCAAAUCAUACAAAAAAUAGUAGACUAAUUCAAAGCCUUAUAAAAAACAGACUUAAUAAAAGCAAUAUUGUUAACUAAGUGUAUAAUUAUUAGUAAAUAAUAUGGUUUCGUAAUUGCUAAAAAUCUCUGAACUCUUUGACAAUGACCAGUCGCUUGGUCGCACAUGUGUAGUCGUAACUUUACAAUGGAUUCCAAUGUAGCAGUUUCUGUUUCGGCUCUUCGGUACAUUAUUUGGAUGAUACUUUUGAAUAUUUUUAAUAAUAAAAAUGUAGAACUUCGAUAGCAAUAGAUCUGAAUUUGUCGCUUAAUUAUCUAAAUUUUAUGUUUUUGGGGGUAGAAUCUAAAGGACGAAUUCUCGGACUUUUCAGUGACGUAACUAGUAUUACCCAUUUUAUAUUUAUAUAUACAGAAAUAUUACUGUGUUACAAUCAUGCAUAUGAACAUUAGUCAUUUAUCUUAAUUUUGAUUUGAAAAAUUUAUAUAAGAAUAAUUUUAUAACUUCAAAUGUACCUUAUAGUAAAACGAUUUUUCGUUCUAAGGUCUGAUUUCAAAUUGAAAGAGUUUAAAGUAAAAACGUGUUUUCGUCGAUGUAUUAUUUUAAAAAAAUAUGCUGUUUCAUAAAACACCAUUUGUGAUUGUACUGUUUACCAUUAUCGUACCUGAUGCACCCAAUGACAUUAAUUAAGUAGUUAGUUAUCUAAUUUUGUUUAAUCUUCUAAUUUAUUUAUUAAUAACGUUUUUAGUGAAAAUGUACUAAACAGUUUUUUGAUCGAUUGUACUUUUGUACAUUUAAAAUGAUGAAUAAAUAGUAAAAUAAAA
This is a messenger RNA of Nymphalis io (European peacock), 6663 nucleotides long. It is a transcript of the gene Ncc69, whose product is annotated as bumetanide-sensitive sodium-(potassium)-chloride cotransporter. The transcript is spliced from 25 exons. The record is from RefSeq and is a predicted model, not a curated record. Gene Ontology annotation, molecular function: sodium:potassium:chloride symporter activity. Bases 145 to 3585 code for a protein of 1146 amino acids. Gene Ontology annotation, biological process: sodium ion homeostasis; sodium ion transmembrane transport; cell volume homeostasis. NCBI's taxonomy places the organism in Eukaryota, Metazoa, Arthropoda, Insecta, Lepidoptera, Nymphalidae. Gene Ontology annotation, cellular component: membrane.